CUUUUUGUCCGUGCUCUCCCGUGACGUUUAUCGGACGUAACGCGGAUAAAGGACCAUUAAUUCCCGCGGACUCGGGGGCUGCGCGUUUGGGACAUUCUAAGGACGAUUUAUAACGAUUACCCCUUUAACGGGGCGCCCUCCGCGCACAUUCACGCAGACGCGCUGCUAUAAACCGCCGGCUCCUCGCGCGCAUCAUCGUACGCUCUUUAAAGCCGUAAUGUGUAUCGCAAGUGUGUGUAAGAGUGGCGCCAGAACACACUUUACAUUAGGACUUAGCGCGUCGUGUCGCGCUCUUUAACAAUUCUAAAGGGCCUGUAUGUGUACUGUUUGAAAUUAAGAACGAACGUAUCGAAUAUAAGUGCGCGCGUGUGGUUCGUGUGUGUGUACAUGUGCCAUCGUCACCACCGUCCGCAGCAGUAACGGAAAAGAAGAGGACUCGACCCGCGCAGUGGCCGGAACCGAAAAAUGGACGCGACGCUGCGGCGACUCAUCUCCGGUUUGCUUUUGUUCACCUUCGCCACAUUACACCUCGGUUAUGCCAGAAACUCACCGAAUUAUUAUGGUAAAUACAUCGGUACCUUAAAAACUUACGGGCACGACAUUAAGGGUAAAGUAUACGCCGUGGACGAUGCGACGAUAUUCAUCAAAGGAUUCAGUUAUGACGGUACCGGACCGGACGCUUACUUCUGGGUUGGAAACAGUCUCAUGCCCAGUCCCGAGGGUUAUAUCGUACCCUAUCCUGAAACCGAUAAAGAAAGUGACCCUCAAGUGCUGGGAGCGUACAGCAACAAAGACAUCAUCUUGAGGUUACCCGGAGGGAAACGCAUACGAGACAUCAAAUGGCUGAGCAUCUGGUGCAGGAGAUUUACGGUCAAUUUCGGCGAUGUUUACAUACCGCUAGAUCUGAAAGUGCCAAAAUUGCAAGUGCUCCCCGAGUUCUCGAGAUUAGCGCACGAUCUCCGCAGCGGGAACAUCAGUAUUCUUGACAGCAAAACCAUCUACAUCCCGAAUUUGCAUUACGAUGGCGGCGGCCCGGACGCUUACUUCUGGGUGGGCAACGGUUCGGAACCCAGCCACUUCGGUAUCAAGGUGCCCAACGAGGUUGGCAGUUUGGCGCCAUUAAGAGGGUACCAAGGAGAGGAUAUCGAAAUCGUUCUGCCGGGGAAUUUGACAGUGUAUGAUAUCAACUGGCUUGCAGUGUGGUGCGUUGAAUACAGACACAAUUUCGGCUACGUUUUAAUUCCAAAGGACCUCGACGUACCUCCGGCUCUCGGCCAGACGAAAAUUACGCCGCCAUGGUGGUACAAUCCGACGAGCAGCACACCCACGCCUAAGCAAGUGAGCAAUUGCAAGGAGAUGCUGCAGGGCCGUGUUCAGGUGCAAUGGCAGCUGAUUGGCGAGAACGUGCAGAUUCGUGUUUCCGGACGUAUCAGGGAAGACCAAUACGUGGCGUUCGGAUUGUCGGGUCGGGAGGGCAAGGCUGAGAUGAUCGGCGGCGAUGUCGUCGUGAUCGGCUAUGACAAUAAGACCGGCGAGUUUAUCGCCGAGGAUUACUACAUGUCGGACAUAGCUCAGUGCGACGGCAAGAAGGGCGUGUGCCCAGAUAAGAGGAUCGGCGGUAGAAACGAUGCGGUGCUCGUGAAUGGCGAACGGAAGAACGGCAUAACAACUGUUACGUAUACGCGUCCAUUGAGGACUAACGAGCCGGUGAAGGACAGGAUGAUCCCGGAAGCGGAGACGAGUGUGAUUGCAGCCAUCGGACCUCUGAACUCAAGGGGCGAAGCUAAUGCUCACGAGAGAUUCGAUAAGACCACCGAGGACAUUCGUAUCGAUUUUACGUCGAGGAACGUCCAUGAGUGCACAAAUUCCUUGUACAAUAUUCCAGACGCGCCUGAUCUUAAGCCUUGGACACCAGCCGUCAUCAACGAUAAGGAUAUCUUCAGCGUCAAGAUCGGGCCGACUGGCGCGAAGAGAGGAUACUCGCAAAUAACAGGUACACCCUCUUGGGGCAUCGCAUGGUAUAUCAACGACUUGCUGAUCCCGGAGAUCACCGUGGAGAGGGGUCAGACUUAUACUUUCAUCGUGGAGGGUGGAAACGACUCUGCCAAUCCCGCUAGGUAUCAUCCGUUCUACAUAACCAGCAGUCCGGAGGGUGGCUUCGGGCAGAAGAAUGAAAAGGAACGAAUGGAGCAGAAGGUAUUCGCCGGCGUGAAGUACGACCCCAACGGAUAUCCCUAUCCGACCGCGGCCGGCCGUUACUGCGAAUGGGCGCGCACCUCGGUGGACAGCGCGGACAACUAUGAGACGUUCGACAGCUUUUUCAGAACGCUGGAGCUCAAAUGCGACAAGGGUGAGCCCGCCAAGCUCGUAUGGACCGUCGAGGAGGACACACCGGACUUAAUAUAUUAUCAGUGUUACUCGCACAACUAUUUGGGAUGGAAGAUUAAUGUCGUCGACGCGGGAUACCGGUCGCAGAGGAACGUCAACGGCGUCAGUCAACUUUUGCCUAAGUUCGUGAUUCUCGUGACGUCCAUGGUCGCAGUCUUUUUAUUCUCGAGAUGAAUCGUCGGAUUUUUUUCCUUUCAACGUGGAACAAACAACAGAGGAGAAUGAAGAUGACGACAGAGUACUUGGUCGAUUUAAGAUAUGGUCACAAAAAAAGAAACUAUGACAAUACUAACGCGAUUGUUAAAUCGGCGAAACACGAUACAAGGUUGUAAGAAAGUAUUUAGCACGUAAGCUUUACUCGUAAGGUGAAAGAUUAGCAAAAUAUUUUUAAGACCUAUCAGAUUCAAUAUUUCAUAUUAUAUAAUAUAUAUAUAUAUAUAUAUAUAUAUAUAUAUAUAUAUAUA
This is a messenger RNA of Odontomachus brunneus, 2852 nucleotides long. Its product is annotated as protein Skeletor, isoforms B/C. The transcript is spliced from 13 exons. The coding region runs from base 466 to 2562 and encodes 698 amino acids. The record is from RefSeq and is a predicted model, not a curated record. Lineage: Eukaryota; Metazoa; Arthropoda; Insecta; Hymenoptera; Formicidae.